This is a messenger RNA of Balearica regulorum gibbericeps (East African grey crowned-crane), 2192 nucleotides long. The record is from RefSeq and is a predicted model, not a curated record. Lineage: Eukaryota; Metazoa; Chordata; Aves; Gruiformes; Gruidae.
CAAUGAACUGGAGGCCGGCUCUCAGCUUAGCCCUACUGUGGGCAGCGUGGCUAGUAUGUGGCUCUGAGAAGACUGUGAGGCUAGCAGAGAGAGGGAGCCAUGGAGUUAGGAAAGUGCCCCUGGCUUACAGGGCUCAAAGCAGCCUCCUGAGAAGGUCUGGAGCAUCCCUGAGGAAUUUGAGCCCAAAUCCCCAACACCCUGUCACCAAGAGGGAUUCUUCAGCACCUCCAAAGGCACCUGCCAAUAUCCUGCAAGGGGAAGCGCGUUCCCAGGCCAGGGGCACGGGGACUAGAACGAGACGGGUACAGAGACUCACAGCUGCAGCCAAAUACUCCAAGUCUGAGAUGAUUAAGGAUGAAGGGAUAUCCUCUGCCUCACAGACACGAGUGGUACGUUUCCCUUCGGGGUCAAGUUCUCCCAAUGUCCUGGCCAGCUUUGCUGGGAAAAAUCGGGUGUGGGUCAUUUCUGCUCCCCAUGCCUCUGAGGGCUACUACCGGCUGAUGAUGAGCCUGCUGAAGAACGAUGUUUACUGCGAACUGGCUGAGAGGCACAUCCAGCAGAUUGUGUUGUUCCAUGAUGAAGGGGAAGAAGGGGGAAAAGUCAGAAGGAUAACCAACGAAGGAAAAAUCCUGGAGCAGCCACUAGAUCCUGCCCUCAUACCUAAGCUCAUGAGCUUUCUGAAACUGGAGAAGGGGAAAUUUGGCAUGGUGCUGUUGAAGAAAACGCUGCAGGUGGAGGAAAGGUACCCUUAUCCAGUCAGGCUAGAGGCUAUGUAUGAAGUUAUUGAUCAGAGCCCUAUCAGAAAAAUUGAAAAGAUGAGGCAGAAAGGCUUCAUCCAGACUUGCAAAGCAGCUGGGGUGGAGGGACAAGUGGUUGAGGAAGCCAAUAAUGGGGGCAGCACGCAGCCUACCCCUGGUGGUGGACAUGUCCAGGUGUCAGCAAGGAAGGAGGAGCCAAGGAGGAGCAAUAAUCAACCCACAAGGACCAAAACAGUGAGGAAACCAAUGACAACCACGGUGGCCACUUCUCUGCCUACAGUAAGGACCACUACCCUCCCUCCCACCACAACUACCCGUGCCACCACACGUGCAGUGACAACAGCAAGCCGGUCUAUGACAACAACUACACCCCUCCCCACCACUCAGAGGACCUGGACCACAAAGUCACAUUCCACCACAGAGUACCACAGGCUUCCAGUAGCUCCCGAUGCGACCACGCCACGAGUCACAGCCUCUGAGGAUUUCUACUCUCCUGUGUGGAAGGCAAACCGCAGGGACCGGCAGCGUGGCCACCCAGAGAAACACCCAGCGGCCACACGGAAACCAAGCAAAGCUGCCCGCUAUGACAGUUCCACAGAAGUCCCAACAGCCCCCUCAGUGUACUACACAAAGGCCAAUGUGGGUAGAUUUAAAGAUAAUCGAACAGACAGGAAGGACUAUAACCAUAGGGACCUGAAUGUCACACCAGGGCAACACAAAACAACUAAGACUAAACCAUCAAAAAAGAAGGCCCAAGAAAAGAUACUGAGCAAUGAAUAUGAAGAUAAAUAUGAUCCGAGCAAGCCAGCUAGUUCCCAUUUAGAGGAAGAGAUUGCAGCAGGAAAUAUUCCCCCAAAGAAAGGAAAAGAAUCAAAGAAGCACGAGCGAAUGGAUAAACCCGAGAAGAAGAAGAAGAAGAAGGACAGACCUGACAAGCUGCAAAAGAGUGAGAAGCAAUCCAAGAAGGACAAAGCUGAGAAAAAGAGCAAGCAGGACAAAGACCGUAGCAAGAAGAACAAGAAAGGGAGCAGGACUGAGAAUGAGGAUUUCCCCAAGCCCAACAAGAAGCCUUUCCUACAGCCUCCCAGGAAAUCAGUGAACGACCUCCUGGAAUAUUUUGAAGGCAAAAGGCGUCUCAUUCUGAUCACGACCCCCAAGGCGGACAACACGAUGUAUGUACAGCAGCGAGACGAGUAUCUGGAAAGCUUCUGCAAGAUGGCAACGAGGAAGAUCUCAGUCAUUACCAUUUUUGGCACCAUGAACAACAGCAGCAUGAAAAUUGACCACUUCCAGCUAGACAAUGAAAAGCCCAUGAAAGUGAUAGAAGAUGAAGAUCUUGUGGACCAGCAGCUCAUCAAUGAGUUGAGGAAAGAGUAUGGGAUGACCUACAAUGACUUCUUCAUGGUGCUGACAGACACUGACAUGAAGGUCAAG